Messenger RNA from Erigeron canadensis, 2162 nucleotides. RefSeq names its product ATP-dependent zinc metalloprotease FTSH 6, chloroplastic-like. Gene Ontology annotation, cellular component: membrane; chloroplast thylakoid. NCBI's taxonomy places the organism in Eukaryota, Viridiplantae, Streptophyta, Magnoliopsida, Asterales, Asteraceae. The record is from RefSeq and is a predicted model, not a curated record. The transcript is spliced from 5 exons. Gene Ontology annotation, biological process: proteolysis. Bases 1 to 2019 code for a protein of 672 amino acids. Gene Ontology annotation, molecular function: ATP binding; ATP hydrolysis activity; metalloendopeptidase activity.
AUGUCAACUGCAAUUACUCUUUUUGCUCACAUUCCACUUUGCAAAUCACAAGACUUUACAAAAGACACAAGAAACACCCCAUGUCCUAGAUCAACUUUAGACACUAACAAGUUCAACAGAAGAAACAUGUUACAAAAUGUUGGCUUGACCCUUAUAGGCAGUACUACUAGUGUACUUGACCAUGAUCAAUCUGCAAAAGCAGAGCCCGAAAGCCCGGAUGCAGCCACUUCAAGUAGAAUAUCUUAUUCAAGAUUCUUGGACUACCUUAAUGAAGGUGUUGUCAAGAAAGUGGACUUGUUUGAAAAUGGGACAGUGGCUAUUGUUGAGAUAUUGAAUCCUGUUCUUGAUAAGAUUCAAAGAGUUAAGGUUCAAUUGCCUGGCUUACAGCCAGAGUUGGUCAGGAAAUUAAGAGAGAAAGAAGUGGAUUUUGCAGCUCAUCCUAUGGAAAUGAAUAUGGCAUUUGCUGUUCUUGACUUGUUGGCUAACUUUGCUUUUCCGUUGAUACUUCUUGGUGCUUUAUUGUUGAGAUCUUCAGCUCCAAACACACCUGGAGGGCCUAAUUUGCCAUUUGGGCUAGGAAGGAGCAAAGCCAAGUUCCAAAUGGAACCCAAUACUGGCAUAACAUUUGAUGAUGUGGCUGGUGUUGAUGAAGCAAAACAAGACUUCCAAGAGAUAGUCGAGUUUCUCAAGACCCCAGAGAAGUUUUCUGCAGUUGGUGCAAGGAUUCCAAAAGGUGUACUUCUAGUUGGUCCACCAGGAACCGGGAAGACGCUGCUAGCAAAGGCCAUAGCUGGAGAAGCAGGCGUACCUUUUUUCUCAUUAUCUGGAUCAGAAUUCAUUGAAAUGUUUGUAGGUGUAGGGGCAUCACGAGUUCGAGACUUAUUUAACAAAGCAAAACAGAACUCGCCUUGUUUGAUUUUUCUAGACGAAAUAGAUGCUGUUGGAAGACAAAGAGGAACUGGAAUUGGUGGAGGUAAUGAUGAGAGGGAGCAAACUUUGAAUCAGCUCCUAACAGAAAUGGAUGGAUUUGGUGGUAAUAGUGGAGUCAUUGUUAUUGCUGCUACUAAUAGACCCGAGAUUCUUGAUUCUGCUUUGCUUAGGCCAGGAAGAUUUGACAGACAGGUAAGUGUUGGUCUGCCAGAUGUGAGAGGAAGAGAAGAAAUACUGAAAGUUCAUAGCAAGAACAAAAAGAUUGACAAAUCUGUGUCAUUAAGUGUGAUUGCUAUGCGUACUUCGGGUUUCAGUGGUGCUGAUUUGGCAAAUCUCAUGAACGAAGCAGCUAUUCUUGCUGCCAGAAGAGGGAAAGAUAAGAUUACUUUGAAAGAGAUUGAUGACUCAAUUGAUAGAAUCGUUGCAGGACUAGAAGGAACUAAAAUGACAGAUGGAAAGAACAAGAUCUUAGUGGCAUAUCACGAAAUUGGUCAUGCAGUUUGUGCGACUUUGACUCAAGGGCAUGAUCCGGUGCAAAAAGUAACUUUGGUACCUAGAGGGCAAGCUCGUGGACUAACAUGGUUUACGCCUAAUGAUGAUCCGUCUCUAACCUCCAAGCAACAACUUUUUGCAAGAAUAGUUGGUGGUCUAGGAGGUAGAGCAGCAGAAGAAGUCAUUUUUGGUGAACCAGAAAUCACUACUGGUGCAGCAGGGGACUUGCACCAGAUCACCCAAAUUGCAAGACAGAUGGUCACAAGAUUUGGAAUGUCAGAGAUCGGGCCAUGGUCAUUGAUUGAUCCAGCAGUAACAAGCAGUGAUGUGGUGUUAAGGAUGUUAGCAAGAAACUCGAUGUCAGAAAAACUUGCAGAAGAUAUAGACAGAUCAGUGAAAUGUAUAAUCGAAAAGGCAUAUGAGAUUGCAAAAUCACAUAUAAGGAACAACAGAGAUGCGAUUGACAAAUUAGUAGAUGUCUUACUAGAGAAAGAAACCCUUACUGGCGACGAAUUCAGAGCAAUCCUAGCCGAGUUUUCUGAUUCAUUUUCUGCACAUAUAGAGAAGAAAAAUGUACGCGAAUUAAUCAGUGCAUAGAGAUUCUCCACAUUUCAUACAUAUUGUAGAUAUAUAACUCAAGUAACCGUUAGUACUUAGUACUCCAUGUUGGUUUAGGAUCGCAUUCGCUUCUAAAGUUCUAAUAUCCAUAGACGUGCAUUCUGUUCGCGUAACAUACAGUU